This is a messenger RNA of Erinaceus europaeus (western European hedgehog), 2174 nucleotides long. It is a transcript of the gene IFIT3, whose product is annotated as interferon induced protein with tetratricopeptide repeats 3. Lineage: Eukaryota; Metazoa; Chordata; Mammalia; Eulipotyphla; Erinaceidae. Bases 149 to 1663 code for a protein of 504 amino acids. Gene Ontology annotation, biological process: defense response to virus. Gene Ontology annotation, cellular component: cytosol. The transcript has 3 exons. The record is from RefSeq and is a predicted model, not a curated record. Gene Ontology annotation, molecular function: protein binding.
AGUUUCGGUUUCCUUUUCUCUUUCAUAAAAGCUCAUAGGAAGCGCUGGGCUGGAACCUCCCCACUGUUUGCUUGUGACUCAGAAGCAGAGUCAAGGAGCCUGGAAGGAGCACAGUGUUGGGAGCAGCCAGCAUGAGAACUUUUAGUCAAUGAUUAAAUGCCUGAGAAAGUCUGGUUCUCACUUGCCUGCCUGGCAACUGGAUGAGGUCAACAAGAAGUCUCUGGAGGAAAUCCUUUCACAACUGAAAUGCCACUUCACGUGGAACUUAUUUAAAGGAAAAGGUGUCCCAGAUGACCUGGAAGGCAGAGUGUGUGAGCAGAUUGAAUAUUUAGACACCAAGUUCAAAGCUACAAUGUACAACUUGCUGGCCUAUAUAAAACACUUAGGUGGUCAAGACGAAGCAGCUUUGAAAUGCCUGCAGCAAGCAGAAGAGCUCAUCCAGAGAGAGUACACUAGCCAAGCAGAAAUCAGAACUCUGGCCACUUGGGGAAACUAUGCCUGGGUCUAUUAUCAUCUGGACAGAUACUUAGAAGCUCAGAAGUAUGUUGAUAAGGUGAAACAAGUGUGUGAGAAGUUCUCAAAUCCUUACAGUACUGAAUGCCCUGAGCUUGACUGUGAGGAAGGCUGGACAAGGCUGCAGUGUGGAGGAAAGCAAACUGAAAAGGCAAAGGUAUGUUUUGAGAAGGCUUUGCUCAAAAGCCCCAAUAACCCAGAAUUUGUCUCUGGACUGGCAAUUGCUAAGUGCUAUCUAGAUAGCAAGCCACAGAAGCAGUUACCUUUUGAUAUUCUGAAGCAGGCUGUAGCACUGAACCCUGAGAACCAGUAUAUCAAAGUUCUUUUGGCCCUAAAACUGCAGAAAAUGAGUCAAGAAGAUGAAGGAGAAGAGUUGGUUGAUGAAGCCCUGCAGAAAGCUCCUGGACAACCAGAUGUCCUUCGCAGUGCAGCUAAGUUUUACAAAAAAAAAGGUGAUCUUGACAAAGCUAUUGAAUUGCUUACAAAGGCACUAGAAACCACACCAAACAAUGGCUUUCUCCACCACCAGAUCGCGUGCUACUACAGGGAAAAAAUCAAGCAAGUUGAGAAUGCAGGGGAAUCAGAAACAAGUGGAAAUAGAGAGAAGGUGGAAGAGUUAAGGAAAUGUGCUCAGGAUUAUUGUAAUAAGGCUACUGAGAAGGGACUAAGUCCACUGUAUGCACUCUCAGAUAUUACUGAGCUCCUGGAAACAGAAGAAUGCUUUCAGAUAGCAGCCAGUCAGAAAUUCCCAGACACAGAGCGGGAACAAGUCCACACGGCUCAAUGCAAUGUACAGGAAUAUCAUGGGGAAUCAGAAAAUACUGCUGUCCAGGAUGUCUUAGGGGGUUUGUCCACAAGCAACAAGCCAACUGAGAAGGCAAAGGUGGAGUACCAACUACAGGAGGUAGCAGUAAAUCCGCUUCCACAAAAUGCACCAAAUUAUUGGUAUCACCAAGGAUUGAUUCACAAGAUGGGUGGAGACCUGUUGCAAGCAGCUCAAUGUUAUGAGAAGGAACUGGGUCGCCUACUAAGGAAUAGCCCUUCAGGGAUAAGCAGCUUUUUCCUGUCUGCAUCUGAGCUUGAAGAAGUCAGAGCAGAAGUGGGCCCAGGCACAGGCAGUUCCAGCGUUAGACAGCUCCCCAACCCCUGAGACGAAUCAGAGGGAGGAACAGAGUACUGGGGGAUCUUGAAGUGUGGCCAUGGGAGGGGAGGCAGAGACUUCCCCAGACUGAGCUUGCUUGCCUGUUGUGUUAAGAUGCAGAGUUAAGAGGGUAAUUUUCUAGCGUCUGUCUUCCCUGUCCCUCAGAUCUAUGCAGUGCUCUAGUGGACUGGUCCUACAGCUAUUUACCAGUGAAAACAAUGCUCCAGGCCUUCAGAAGGCAGUCUCUCCUUCUUCUGCACUCUGUUAACCAGAUACCCCCAUUUCCAGCCUUCUUGCUAAGAGGUAUAGCUGGUCACAGUCUACCCAUGGAACCUUGUGUCCAUCAUUUCUACCUAGCCAUCUAGUCUUCCUGGAAGAUGAACUUUUGGUUAACCCUUGCUUUUGGCUUCAGUCAUGUGUUUGUAUUUUUUCUUUUUUUUUUUUUUUUUUAUAACCAGGGCACUGCUCAGCUUUGGUUUACUAUGGUUUGGGGGAUUGAACCUUUGAAUUUGGAACCUCA